CGGGACUUGAGGGACUACGGGGAAGGAUUCGAAUUCGGCGAAUUUAAAUCGCGGAAGGAGUGGUCGCUGCGGCCCAGUAGUGCAGUGUUCCCUGGACUCCAGCAGCUGCCGCCAGCGCGGGGCACGCCAGGAGAGUGGCUCAGAUGGGACGUGGGGCCGUUCCUUCCGACCUGCGCGGUCUACAUGGGGUGGGGGCUCCCCGAGAGCCGGGCGUCGGCUCGGGAUCCGAAGAUCCCUCUCUUUGUGUGACACCUGAAACAGGGGUGAGCGCUCACCCACAUAGAGAGCUGUCAAGGGGAAGUUCUCUGUUGAACACAGUCAUUAAAAUUCUAACCACCGUAACUAACUUGGAUCACAAACAACCAAAUGAAUGGAAGCGUCUGUGGUCUUGGCAAGUCCAGAAACAUAUAGGCUACAUAUGACGAUAAUUUACUAAAACAUCAAGCUAUGAAGAAAAACUCCAAGAGGAACAACAAUUCAAGAGUUUCUAACAUAGAAUCGAACUCUGUGGAUACUGAGAAGGGAAAAAAAGAGAGUCAGAAUAACUUUGUGGAUCUGCUGCCUCCAGAAGUUACUUUUAAAAUUUUCAGUCAGCUGGACGUCCAGAGUUUGUGCAGGGCUUCGAUGACUUGCAGGAGCUGGAAUCAUGUAAUAAGAAACAACAACUCCUUAUGGAAACCUCAUUGCCUGACUCUGAGAGCCGUGUGCCAAAGAGAGAUCGAUGAUGAUGUAGAAAGUGGUUAUCCUUGGAGGGUAAUACUCCUGAGGAAUUACCAGAAGAGUAAAGUGAAACAUGACUGGCUAAGUGGCAGAUACAGCAACAUAUGUUCUCCUGUUAGCCUACCAGAAAAAAUCAUGUACCCGAUGGAUGCGGACACAUGGGGGGAAAUUUUAGAAGCAGAAAUGGAAAGAUAAGCAGAAAAAUCACACACAGAUCUCCUAACUUUGAGAGUUUAAAAGUAAAAUGACUCUUGAGGUUGUAAAAGGUAUAUCUUUAACCGUCCAUUUUUUGGUUUGCCUUUUUACUACUUAGCAUUUAAAAGAAAACUAAGUAGAAAAUAUAAAAAUAAAGCUUUGUUUUUAUUGCAUGCUUUAGCAAAAAAAUGUUUCUGGUUUAACUGUAAUGUGAAAAAAUCAUGAAAUAUUAUUUAAACUGUACUAAUAGAGUGAUUUCAGAAUGUACUAUUUCAUGUAUUUGUGUUAGUCGGUUGCAAUGCAUUAAUGACAAGACAAUUCGAUUGGUGCUUUUUACUUAAUGAUAAUUUGAAAAUUCAGGAAGCCAUUUGAAGAAACUGACUUAGAGAUUUAUAAUUAGUAGACAUAACUAGGUUCAUGGGAAGACUCCCUAAAUGAAAUUAAUAGCACUGUGUUUAAAUGUAUAGUAAAUUUAUAUUUCAGUAACUUUAAAGUUUUCAUUUCUAGGGAAUCGAAUUGAACUGUCAAAACAUUGAAACCAUUUUAAAAAUGUGUUAAACUUGUGGUUUAGUUUAAAAUUAAUCUGACCAGAGGGCUAAAACUUGAGAUUAAGAUUCCCCAUUACUUGCCUACAAACCUGGAAUUGUUCUCAGGGCUGAAAAUAUAUGGAGAGUUUCCAGAGCACUUAACUGCCAUCUAGGCCUCCAACCAAUUUUUCUUGGUAAAACGUACCAUCUUUCUAACAGCCUUAGAGCGCCAUCUAGUGUACUACUGGUGCAUAACCACGACAAAGGACUUCAACUCCUUUUUCCCUCCACUCUCAAAAGAAAGAAAAAUAUUAUUUUAGAGAAACCUACAUACUUGACUUUGUUGAAGUUUAUUGCUUUGUAAGAACCUUUAACUUUUUUUCUCUUUUUCUUAAAACUAGGUGAUAUAGUACUCACUGUACCCGAUUGUUCAUUUUGAAUCUGUGGCCAGCACCGUAGUUAAAAGUGUUUACAAAACAUUGUAGUCAUUAUGGGUUUUUCUCCUUAAAUUGUGCUCGACAGCAUGAAAAAUAGGAGUCCAGGAAACCAGGGUUUAACGAAUAGGCAAAUAUCAGAAGGAUGCCCCACACUGUACAAACUCCUUUUGUUGGGUCAAGUAGGCGAUGCUUGAUUGUCGCCUGCUGUCUUCGUAGAGUUGGAAGGCGCCUUGAACAUCGGGCAGUCCACUCUCUAAGAUUGUCCUGUAAUCCCGCCGUGGGAACGGUCUUCCUCUCACCCAUCAUUGAUUCUUUUCUUGGCAAACUCAUUUGUAAAACUCAUCAUCUUGACCUGGAAACCAUCCUUAACUUCUACAGUCCUCAAUUAAGUGACCCCGACCCUCUUAAGUUUCCCAUAGUUCUUUGUGCAUACCGUUCUCAGCACUGUCAUACUACCUUAAAUUGUCUGUUCUGUUUGUCUGUCUCCCCUUUUAGACUAUGAGCUUUUUACACUUGAUCUUAGCCAAAAGGCCGAGAAGCAAUGACUGUGAGCUUUUUAAUGGCAGGGACCAUUUAUUUAUUUUUGUAUUUCCAAACAUGGAACACAGUAGGUAUUCCAUAAAGAUGUAUUAAAUUAUUUCUUUAUUAUUUAUUUUAAUCCUACCCAGAAUGUAUAAUAAAAAUAAUUUAUCAUAUUGUUAGUGGACAAGAUUGUAUUGAAAUGCAAUGUACAAUCCAUAAAAUAUAUGAGAAGCUUGAUAUGAAUGCUGAUAUGUGAAUUAUUCUCAUCUUCUCCAAAGCUGUGAGAGAAAAACAGGAAAGUAAACAUUUUUUAAAUUUUUUGAAUAAACACUUGAAAAUAAACUUAACCCAGAAAUAUCACUUAUUAUUUUUAAUUAUUGGGUCACCCCCAAUCAGUUUUAAACAUUAUUUUGUUAUAUGACUAAUCUUUAGGUUUUUUUAGUUCUAUACUAUGAAAACAAUUCUUUAUAAGCUAAGUUAUAAGCUAUGAUCACAGUCUAUAGUAAAGGGAAAAUUUUGGAUACCUUUUAUGGAAUGGGCUUAGAAUGAACUGUACAUUUAUCAGACCAAGCCAUUGGCAUCUGAGAACAUGUGCAGGUGGAACAGAAUGGAAGGAAGGAAGGGGUGUUUUUACUCAGAGAUAAAAUGUCAUGUGCACCCAGUUUGUAAAAAGAGACAAGUUUAUUGGGGACAGAGGAUUAAGGAAUUUCCGAUUUUUAAAAAAUACUUGACCAGCUCAAGAUCUAGUUUUUUGGUUUUGUUUUGUUUUUUUUUUUUUUUAAUUUAGGAAUCUUUCUCUAGUUGCCUCUAGUUUAUAACAAUCUUAGACCAGGAUAAUCAUCAAUAAAAAUUUACCUUAGAAUUGUCAUGUAUACAAGCCUAAUUUGAAAAAUACACCCCUAACCGCUAAUUUUCAUCUUUGCUUUGACUUGAUAUGAUAUCUUCUUUCCAAAACUUCAAAUGCCCUAGUAAUAGUAAUAAAAAUAAGUUGAGGAGUAACACUAAGAAAUGGCUUGGGAAGAAUCAUCCAUAAGAUUGACAAUCACACAUUUUUAUUUAGAGUUGAAAGACCAAAACCAUCAAAUGGAUGAACUUAGAUCAGCAAUGAACAAAGUUGAUUAAUUACAAUAGCCAACAUUUAUUGAAUGCCUACUCUGCCCCAAGCCUUGUGCUUAUGUGGGGGGUACUAUUACUCCAUACCCAUUUUAUGCCUGAGGAAACUGAUAGUUAAGAGAAUGAUCUCAUGUAUCAAGUUCAACCCUCCUCCCCAGCACCUAUAAAAGUAUGUAAUACACAGUAGGUGCUUAUUAAAUUUUUAUUUUGAACGAAUUAAAAACUUCUAUGAGAAUGAGUAACUCAAACAAAAGAGCCAAGACUGUUCUUCAACCUUCCAUUUUGAAAAAUUUCAAACCCACAGAAAAGUAAAAAUAUAUGACAAAAAAACUCUUACGUAUACCCUUCACCUAAAUACACCAGUGGUUAACGUUUCCACAUUUUAUUAUUUGUUUUUGCUGAAGCAUUUGAAAAUAAGUUGCAGACAUGACACUUCACCCCUAAAUACUUCAGCUUUCAUCUCCUAAGAGUAAGUACACUCUCCUAUAGACAAUAUUUCUCAUCUAAAAUGUUUUAUAUUAAUUCACUAAUAUCAUCUAAUUUACAAUCCCUAUUUAAGUUUAACCAAUGGUUAAUCAGAGUUAAUCUGUUGAAAAGUAAAGACAAAGAGAACAAUGAAAGCAGUCAAAGAAGACGGACAAACUACCUCUGGAUAAACAGUAAUUAAACUGAAUGAUUUUUUUUUAAGUCUUCUGAAAUUCAAAGCAGCUAAUUCCUUUCUUCUUAGCUGGAUCCACCCUCCCCACAAAGCUCUGGAUGCCUGUCUUCACAGGUGGAGGGCGACUUAUUGGGGAUGAAAAGUACAGUGGGAAGUGUUACCAGAAAAAAAAAAAAAAUCACCCAUUCUAUUGUUCCUCUACACGGUAAAACAAGGCAGGAAAAGGAAGAAAGAGUAAGAAUGGUAGAGACUGAAUAAGACCGAAAAAGGUCAGAGUACAAAGCAAGGAUGCAAAUCAGUUCUGACAAAAGCUCAGCAUUUUUUUGUUGUUGUUUAUUUUUUGGCAGAGGAGGUGGGGUAAUCAAGUUUGUUUCUUUCUUUGUUUAUUUUGAUGGAGGUACUGGGGAUUGACCCAGGACCUUGUGCAUGCUAAGCACGCGCUCUACCACUGAGCUAUACCCCCCCAAACAAAAGCUCUCUAUAUAUUAUAGAUAGAUAUAUAAUAUUUUUAUAUUCAACCAUACUAUAAAUAACCCCACAUUUUUAGUAAGCCCUUUUCACAUUUUCCAACACCUCCCUAGUCCCUGCCAGUCAGGGCAGAAUGGAUGAUAAAAUAAAAUAAAACUAGAGGUUUGCAAACCACACCAAUUAUGCCCUGUUACCGUAAACACUAACUUGUCGAGGAAAAAAAUUUUCAUAACCAUUUUCUGAGGCCUGUUUUACAGCUACGGGUCUUCUGAGCUCUGCAGGGAAGAAACUGACUGCUGGUUUCCCAGUUUGCUCAUUUUGAUUUAGUUUUAAUAUGACAAAAUUAUCUAUUUGAGUAUCACACAGUGAAAGCCUUGUGGGAAAUACAUAAAAUCAUAGAAGAAGCUUUCUAAAAGUCACAUUUGAAAAUUUCUUAACUCAAUGCAGUGUCUGUGUUUUUUAUCGCCAGUAAGAAGCCUAGGCAGGAUUUUGUUUUUUUCUUUAUUCUUAUAAGUUAAUUAUAAUAAUUUUUAAAGACUUUUUAGCAUUGUUUUUUCCUGUGUGGCCUAUUGUUUUGUCAGUUCAGCUUCUUUUUUCUCUCCUAGAUUUCUUUUAUGAUAUAUUUUUAAAAUUUACCUUUUCCCUAAAUGUUUUGUCUUGAAAAUUUUCAAACAUACAGAAAGUUGAAAGAAUAAUUUAAUGAUACAAUCAGCCCAGAUGAUCCAAUUGUUAACUUUAGCCACAUUUGCUUUCUGUAUAGCAGGUUUCUAGACCUUGGCACUGUUGACAUUUUGGGUUGUUUAAGGGGCUGUCCUGUACUUGCGGGAUGUUUAAUAGCAUCUUUGGCCUCUAGUCAUUAGAUGCCAGGAGUCCCCCUUCCCAAAUAGUGACACAAAAAUGCCUCCACGCAUUGCCACAUAUCUCUGAUACACAAUCGCUCUAUAAUAAACACACACACACCACUUUUGUUGAGCUGAAGUAUUUCAAACUAGGUUUUCAGGCCUCAUGGUAUUUUACUCAUAAAUAACCACAGCAUGUAUUUCCUCAGGACAUACACCCACUCUAAUACAACCACAACCCCAUAAUCAUACCCAAGAAAUUUAACUUUCAUACAAUUGUAUAUUAUCUUAAUACUCAGCUCAGAUCCAAAUGCCACUCAAUUGAUCACAGAAGAGUAUGAUUUCGAGCUUUUGAAUGCUUGCCAAUCUGUUAGUGAGAAAUAUCUUAAUGUAGCUUUUUGGCAAUGAUUUAUUUUGAACGUUUUCAAACAUACAAGAAAGUUGAGAUAACAUCCUCAUUGUAGAUUUCAUUUGCAUUUCUCUUGUCAUGAAUUAGGUUCAUACGUUUAAAGGCACCUGUAUUUUAAAGUCUUUGCUUUUCUCAAGUUUUGAAUGCUUUGUAAAUAGAAGUUAGCUCUUUGUCUAUUGUAUGUGGCAAUUAUAUUUCUCCCAGUUUGUCACUUGUCUUUUGAUCUUGCUUGAAGUGGCUUUUUUCCCAAAACUUCUUCUUAUUAACGUAGUCAACUUUGUUGAUGUUUUUCAUUAUCGCAUCUGGAUGAUGAGCUUAUUAUAAAAGGGUUUCCCACAGCAAGACUAUAAAUAAAUUAACUUGGGGUUUUUUUUUUUUUCUAGUAUGUUUUUAGUUCACUUUUCCAUUUGGAGUUUGUCCUGGAGUAUGAUGUAUGUUACGGAUCCCAAAUGAUUUUUUUUUUCAAAUAACUGUGCGGUUGUCCUGACACUGUUUUCUAACAAGUCUGUCUUUAACCCAGUCAGUUGAGAUGCCACUUUACCCAUUAAUAAGGUCUACUUGGUCCUAUUUCUGAAUUUUCAGUUAUGUUCCAAAUCUAUCCAUCUAUUCAUGCCAUACUGUUUUGGUUAUAGAGAAUAUAAUAGUAUUUCAUAUUUAAUAUUUAAAUUAAUAUAUUAGUGUUUAAUAUAUUUUCCUAUAUAUGCAUGUAUGUUCAUUUUUCCAUGCAAACUUCAGAAUCUUGUCUAGCUUCAAGAAAAACACUUGUUGAAAUUUUAUGAAAGUAGUGUUAAAUUAGGGAUAAGUUACAUACUUAGGAUGUCAAAUUAUCUUACCGCAGACCAAGGAAUUUUUCUUGCAGGAAUAUUUUACGUUAUUCCUCAUAUGGGUUUUGUACAUUUCUUUUUAAGUUUAUUUUUCAAGUAUUUUUAUCUUCUAUGCUAUUAUUGGAAGUGAGAUUUCCCCCUCGUUUAUCUUCUAAUAGGUUACCAUCACAAAUACACACACACACAUACAGACACAGCAUUAAUUUUUGGACAUUGUACAUUUGUUGCUUGCUAACUUAUUGAAUUCUUUUGUUCAUAUUAGUGUUAUUAUUGAUUCCCCUGGGGUUUCCAGAUGUAUUACCACAGGACUUGCAAAUGCAGUUUUACUUUUUUAACCCCAAUAUUUUAUGUCCGUAUUGUUUCCUUGAAUGAGUACACUGACUAAUGCAUCCAGCAUGAUGUUAAACAGUGAACAUCUUUGCCUUGUUCCUUACCUUAGUGGUAAUGCUUCCAGUAUUUCUCCAUCAUAACAUUUCCUCUUUCUAUUAUAUAUCUAAAUCUGUAUCUAUAAUUUGUGUAUAUAUAAUCACGUUAAGGGAAUAUCCAUUAAUUUCUAUUUUAUCUAAUACUUUUUAUUAGGAAUGCGUAAUGAAAUUUAUUAAGGGACUUUAAAUCUAUAAAUUAAGUUGUGCAUUUCUCACCUGAGAAUGUUUAAGAACUUUACAAAUACUAUGUUACUCUUCUACACACUAUAACAAUGGUUUCUUCGGUUGACAUAACACGUGUAUUUUCUCAGACCCAGAAAACCAACAAUAUUGAAGAUCAUAUGCUGCAACUUUGAAAAACUUGAUGAACAAGCAUCUUUCUUAUCUAUAAUUAUCUAUUAUACAAUAAUAAUAUCUUUCAUGAAUUAAGUACAUUUUAUGUGGCCAUUUACCCAUAAAAGUCUUGAAAAGUAGUUUUUGCCAUCACUGUUUUAAAGAUGCACACAUGAAGGCUCAAAAAAAGCAAAGUAACUUAAAUGGUAUGACAUAGCUUUUACAUGGGGGAUAGAGACUCUGACCCUGGGUCUGACUCAAACUUUCUGCCACACAGUUCCUGAGACCUGGUGAAUGCUAACCGGCUGCCAGCAGAGGGAGCGCUAUUCCUAUGGAAACUUAGACAAAGAACUUGAGCCAGAGAGGAAACAGUUCAUUUCAACUUUGUUAACUGACUGGAAAAUUUCAGACAUCAGAAUUUGUCUAAACCCUUUUAAUUACAAAUGACAGAACUGAAACUAGCCCUGCCCAUCCCAGGUGAAAGGGUUGGUUGGACUGAGAGUCGAGUGGAGUCUUUCCUGGAAGAGAAUAUAGGAUAUAAUCCAAAAAUAAUAAACAGAUUCUACAGCAAAAAAGUUAAGAUGUCAGAAAAUAUAAUCCUCUCCAAUGAAGAGAUUUUCACUUUAUACCGCCCUCCAGUCCUGCCCUGACCGCCCAGUGGGUUUCCACCUUAAUCGCCAAAGGCACAAUUAAAAACAUCUGAAUUCAAUGUUUUUUUUGGUCCAGAAAAAAAAAAAAAAAAGUCCACGUCAUUAUUCUGUGCAGAUGUUUUUCCAUGGGGGUAUUGUUUCAUUUUCCAUGGGUUUGUUCUCCACAUCUUCAGCUCCGUGCCUCCGCUGAUUCUGCAGUCCUUUGAGGUUGGGCUGUAGUUGUGAGUCUAUUGUACUGAGGUAAUGAAAUGCAAGCUCUGAAGUUGGUUCCAAAAGCUUAAAAUUAGACAUUUAUGGUUUAACAGUCUUUAAAGGUAAAGAAAUUUCUCAGCCUUUUACUAACAUUGUGAAUAAAUUCUGCUCCCUUAUAUGAAAAGACUAGAAAAGGAAUUCAGCCAGGAGUCAAGACACUUCUAGAAUCAUGUUUUAUCCUUUCCCUUUGAAACUCUCUUAGGCAGAAAGAGUGAGCCAGGGACCUUGGGAAGUCGAGCAAGGUAAUCAAAAUUCACAUGCAAGAUUCCGUUUCAUUUGAAAACACACCUGUCAUGUGUAAGCUUUGAAAUUUAUCUUCUGAAUUACACACUUUAUUAUGUAUACAGUAUCUACAUCUCAGAAUGGAAAGCAAAAUAUUCCCAAGUACAAUGUAAAAUUGUAUCUCAAUAUGACUUAGUUUUGACUCCAUAUGACUCCUUUCCUGAACCUGCCGAGAGCACAGUAUAUUGGUGAUACAAAAGUCACCACUCAAGUUUAAUGGACAGAUAUUUAAAGAGAUAUGUUCCCUCUAUACCCACUUUGAUAAAAGUUUUUAUCAUGAGUGGGUAUUGAAUUUUAUCAAAUGCUUUUUCUGCAUCUAUUGAGAUGAACAUGUGGUUUUUGUCCUGCCUUUGGUUGAUGUGGUGUAUCACAUUGACUUGUGUGUAUUGAACCAUCCUUGUGACCCUGGAUAAAUCCAACUUGACUGUAGUAUAUGAUCCUUUCUUUAUGCAUUGUUGGAUUUGGUUUGCUAAUAUUUUGUUGAGAAUUGUUGCAUAUUCACUAUGCUGUAUGCCAGAAACUAAAACAACAUUGUAAAUCAACUAUACUUCAAUUUAAAAAAAAAUACAUUGAUUGAUACUCAA
Molecule: messenger RNA, 9238 nt
Organism: Camelus dromedarius (Arabian camel)
Lineage: Eukaryota; Metazoa; Chordata; Mammalia; Artiodactyla; Camelidae
Gene: FBXO48
Product: F-box protein 48
Exons: 5
Coding region: 448-915 (155 amino acids)
Biological process (GO): SCF-dependent proteasomal ubiquitin-dependent protein catabolic process
Cellular component (GO): SCF ubiquitin ligase complex
Molecular function (GO): protein binding
Source: RefSeq, a predicted model, not a curated record